Molecule: messenger RNA, 2349 nt
Organism: Eimeria acervulina
Lineage: Eukaryota; Apicomplexa; Conoidasida; Eucoccidiorida; Eimeriidae
Exons: 1
Source: RefSeq, a predicted model, not a curated record
AUGGAACCCUCUUCAAAGGGGCCCCGUCAGACCAGCAGCAGCAGCAGCAGCAGCAGCAGCAGCAGCAGGGAUGCUGGAGAGCUUGAGGAAUGCUUGCAGGUGCUUUCAUACGAUGACCCUUCGGUAGGGGCCCCCAUCAACCCUGCAGGCCUAUCGUCAUUAGGGGGGCCCCCCUUAUAUGAGGGGCCCCCCUCUGGAUUACUGAGGGUACAGCUGCCGUUGCAGGGGCCCCCAGGAGAUGACUAUGAAGGCUCUGCUUCUACAUUUGGUGAGGGGCCCCCUCCUCUUAAAUUCUCUGCAUUAAAUCGAAUUAUUCAGGGGGCCCCUUAUAUGGGGGGCCCCCUGGGUACCCUGGGGGCCCCCCAUAUAGGGGGCCCCUGGACCCCUGGGGCCCCAGGGCCCCUCCUUUGGGAGGCCCCCUAUUGCUGCGGCAACCCUGCAGUUGAACGCGUUAGCGGUGUAAUUAGAUAUUUCAAUGCAGCGCCUAGGGGCCCCGAGGGACACGUGAGGGCCCCCCUGAAUACCCAGCAGCAGCAGCAGCAGCAGCAGCAGCAGCAGCAGCAGCAAGGGGUGCAGGGGGAGGAAGAGCAGCAGCAGGGAGGAGAUGAUGCAGAAGCAGCAAGUUAUACAAACCGCAGCACCAGUCGCAGCAACCACCGCAGCAACAGCAACAGCAGCAGCAACAGCCGCAGCUGCAGCAGCAGCAGCAACACGGAGGAGCAUAAAAUAAAUACUCGCGCUGCUCAGGGGCCCCUAUCCAGCUGGCUCGGCAGCAUGGAGGGGCCCCCUAUAGGGGCCCCCUCAGGAUCUUCUAUGGGGGCCCCCUCAGGAUCUUCUAUGGGGGCCCCCUUGGGGGGCCCCCAGGGGCCCCCAAAGAUAGAAGAGGAUCCUACUGUUGUGCUGGUUGCCCCCCGUAUCCCUACCUAUGUGCCGCCUGCUGCAGUAUGCAGUUUGCUGCUAGCAAAUAGCUGUCCGUUUAUUCAAGCGAAGGUUCUAGAGGGGCCCUCUCACUUAGAGUACUUCAUGCUGCUGCAAGCAGAGAAGACAGCAGCAUUGGGGGCCCUUCAAGCUCUCAGCGGGGUGUUCCUUGGGGGCCCCCUAGGCACAUUCUUUGAGCUUCAUCUUGUUGCUGAAGUGUCUAUACACCUCCAGACAUGCAAGGGGGGCCCCCGUACUAGUAAUACCCUAGGGGGGGGCCCCCUGGGGGCCCCCUGCCCUAUAGAUAAAAUGAUUAACAAUCAAAAGAAAGGGGUUAAACCUAUACCCUGCUUCCCUGGGCCAAUAGGAUCUGCAAAGGGGGCCCCCAUGGGGGGCCCCCACCAACUCCGAGGCCCUUCGCAACCUGCUGCUGCUGCUGCUGCUGCUGCGGCUGCUGCUGCUGCUGCUGCUGGGGCUGUUGUUCCUGCAACAGCAGCAGCAGCAGGAGGAACAGCAGCAGCAGAUGAGACGGAAGAAGGGGGGCCCCCUGGGGGCCCCCCUGGGGGCCCCUCCAGCGAAAUGUUUGUCAAUCCGCUGCAGCUGCUGCCCUGCUACGACUCGCUGCACUUCUGUGCUGUCUGUCUUGAGAGGCUCACUGUAACAAAGCCCCCUGCUGCUGCUGCUGCUGCUGCUUCUGGGACUGGGGCUGCUGCUGCUGCUGCUGCUGCUGCGACGGCGGGUGCGGUAGCGGGGGACUGUUCGCCGGAAAACUCAGCAGCAGCAACAGCAGCAGCAGCAGCAGCAGCAGGUGAAGUGUGUGUUGUCUCUGAAUCUGCAUCUGAGGUGUCUCCUUUAGCUGAUGCAUCCAUACCUUUCGCUGUCUCUUCGUCUGGGGCCUCACCCCUUCAAAACACCCAAUCCUCUUCUCUCUCUUCUCUAUCACGGGGGCCCCCCUUUGAGGCCCCCCCAACAGGGGCCCCCCCAACAGGGGCCCCCCCCACAGGGGCCCCCCUAACAGGGCCCCCCCCCACUGGGUCCCCCCCCAGUGGGGCCCCCACAGGGGCCCCCCCAAGUGGGGGCCCCCUAAGUGGGGUGUGUGUAUCAUCAAGUGGGGCCCCUUCAGUCGUUUCUUCAUUAGCAUCGAUGAUAAACACAUCAGAGUUGUCCCCUUCUGCUUCUUCUUCUUCUUCUUCUUCUUCUUCUUCUUCUUCUUCUUCUUCUUCUGCUUCUUCUUCUUCUUCUUCUUCUUCUUCUUCUUCUUCUUCUUCUUCUUCUUCGUCUUCUUCGUCUUCUUCUUUGUUGUGUACAGAUAUGCCCUUAGCAGUUCUAUGCGGUCAUUCGUUUCACGUCUCUUGUCUUCAGAAGUGGCGCGAUAACUCUUGUCCUGUUUGUCGUUAUCAGCAGCACCCUGCUCAUCCUUCGUCUUGCUCU